GAAUCAAACAGGUUCUAUGGCGCAGUCCACAACUCUUCCUGUCCGACCAGCUGCCAUUUCAGGAUUCCUCAGUUUCAACAAGAUGCCCCCGAAGCUUGUAAUUGCCGCCGAUGCUACCGAGGAGGACUUUGACCAGACGUUGAUGGACCACCUCGAGGAAGAGGGCUAUGACGUCAUAUAUCUACCGUACGAGGGCGGAGGGAAAGAGUAUGCCAAUGAGUUGAAGGCUCUGGGAGACGAUUUGGAGUUGGGAGAGACCUAUUCAUUAGUCGUAUUUGGAGUAGCCGCUGCAGAUGCAUUACAAGUACACCUCAAGCCCAUGCCAAAGCUAAACUCCCUGAUUGCGUAUUAUCCGCCGGUUCUCCCGCCCAAAAAUGCCAACUAUCCGCCCAGUCUCCCUGUGCUCAUCCAUCUUACCAAUCCGCACCCGCCUGUGACCAAUUGCAAAUCCUACACGUAUUAUCAUGUGCAGAAUGGGUUUGCAGAACAUAACAAGCCUCAAUUCGACGCUGUUUCGGCAAGUCUGGCAUGGAGUAGGACUCUGGGUCAAAUCCGGAAAGGAUUCAAGAUUGAGGUUGAUCUCGAGCGUGUCUGGGAAGGCCACCUAAACAAUGAAUUCCGCCAAAAGGAUGCCUCAUCUACCGUAGCUGCUAUGGUUCCUGACGCAUACGUUAACCACGUUCCCACCAUGACCGGCGGGAUCGGGACCGACGACUUAUUGCGCUUUUACCGGGAUUUCUUCGUGCAGGAUAAUCCACCAUCGCUCAAGUUCCGUCUCGUCUCGCGCACCACGGGCGUCGAUAGAAUAGUCGACGAAAUGGUCCUCUUAUUCGAUCAUACAGAAGAAAUGCCCUGGAUGCUGCCCGAAGUACCGCCCACGAAUAAACAUGUUGAGAUUGCGAUCGUCAGUAUUGUGUGUAUUCGUGGCGGGAAGCUAUAUCAUGAGCAUGUAUAUUGGGAUCAAGCCAGUGUGUUAUUACAGAUUGGAUUGCUGGAUCCGAAUCUAGGAAAGGGCGGAGUAGAGCGCCUGCCUGUCACGGGAGCGGAGUCGGCUAAAAAGGUUCUGGAUGCGCACAGUUACGAGAGCAACGAUUUGCUGGAAGACUGGUGGACCGACGAAGAGGAUGAAAGUGAAGAUGAAAGUGAAGAAGAAGAGGAUGAGGAGGACGAGGAUGAGGAUGAGAAAGAGGAUGGGGAAGAGGACGAGGAUGAGGAUGAUAAAGACGAAGAGGAUGAGGAAGAAAAGGAGGAAGAUGAGGAAGAUGAAAAUGGAGAUGAAGGGAGAAAAGAGGAGGGCAAGCAGUUGCAGGAUAAGGGUAAGGUGAAGGCGCAGGCGCAAGACCAGGACCAGGCGCGGCCAAACAAGGAACAGCAAAAGCAGAAGGCAAAUCAAUAACCCAAAAUAUAUAGAAAGCGUUUUAUAUUUUUCCUGCUCGUUUCCUUGCGCUGGAUAUCCCCAUUCGGUUUUGCAGACGUACUUUAAAUAGUUUUUUAUCUGAGCC
Messenger RNA from Xylona heveae TC161, 1502 nucleotides. RefSeq names its product NTF2-like protein. Gene Ontology annotation, biological process: polyketide metabolic process. The coding region runs from base 17 to 1396 and encodes 459 amino acids. The record is from RefSeq and is a predicted model, not a curated record. The transcript is spliced from 3 exons. NCBI's taxonomy places the organism in Eukaryota, Fungi, Ascomycota, Xylonomycetes, Xylonales, Xylonaceae.